UUCAGACUUCAGAAGCUGAACUUAGGAGGGUGUGUCUGUGUCAUUGAAGUCGUAUUAAAUUAUACUCUUGACGGAUAAUUAAUAAAAAACAGAACAAAUAAUAAUAUUAUUUAUUAACUAAGUCCUAAUACUUUGGUGAAGAUUAUACUGUCGCCAAUUAUCGCUAUAAAUUCAACAUUUGGCGACUGUUUAAGCGUGAAUUGAUAUGAUUUUUUAAGUGAAUUCUUAUUAGUGUUCUCUUCAGAAAUGGAUAUAGACUCCAAAAAGAUAUGGUCAAUUACAGAUUUACCAGAUGAGCUAAUUGCUAUGGUGUUGCAUAAAAUCAAAUACAAUGAUGUUAUUGCGUUUGGAAUAACAUGCAAAAGGUUCUCUGAUGUGGUUUUUAAUAACCAACAUCUUUGGAAAACCAAGUGCUUAGAAGUGUUGCCUCAUCAAAUUAUAAAAUCAAUCUUAAAAUAUUCUAAUGGCAACUGGUUCAAUCAUUUAAAGGAAUUUAUUGAUUUGAAGAAUAACAUUAUAACGGAACUGCUUGCUUUAUCACCAAAAUUUUACUGUGAGGGGUUUUUUUUCUACAGGAGAAUGAAUCAAUUGACAAUGGAAGACUCUCUAAAAUUCUUUACAAUUGCCACUAAAGAUGAAUUGAGCUAUUAUUAUACAGUGCAUGUUUUGCAGCAAGUAAUAAAAAAUGCAAUCAAGAAUCUUAACCAAAAUAUAUGUGAAAAGCCGCAUACUUUAACAGAACAACACUAUGCAAAAGUUGUGCUCCGCUAUUUAAUGCAUACAUAUCUUGGUAUUAAGUGGGCUAGACUACAUAAAGCACAAUCAUUUAAUGGUCCACCAAUUUACCCAGAACUGGUACUUAAUUUUUGUGUUCAAUGGAUUGAUCCAGCCCAUUAUUACUCUGAUGAAAGGAUUGCUGAUGUGUUAAAUGAAGUUGUAGAGAAUGUUAAGGAUGUGAUUCAUCAUUGUAGAAAAAGUCCUCAAGUCGAGAAAAAAAAAAUCACAGAGCGUGAAAUACUAUCUGCUGUGUCACAAGUUUUAUAUGGCCAAAAGCGUAUUGCAAUAACAUCAGCAGCUGACCUGGAUACAUUAAAUAUUGUUAAGGUGUUGACUAAAAAGUGUGGACAUGCUGUUGCCAUGGCCGCUAUAUAUCAUGCAGUUGCAAGAAAAUGUGGGGUAAACAUUAAGUUGAUUGCAUUUCCAAAUCACCUGUUUCUGGAAUGGGUAGAUGACUUAAGUCCUAAUAAACUAUAUACAAUUAGCUUGGAUACUGGAGAGCUAAAAGCAAAACGGCGUUGUCCAUUUUCACAAGUCAAUGAACACACCAAUUAUUCCUACUGCUCUCACUCAUUUUUGAAGUACAUAUAUUCUAAUUAUUUAGGUACAAUGGGAGCAAUUCGAAACUGGAAUGUACAAAAUUGUCAACACUUAUUAAACUUUCUGGGUGCAAGCGACAGUUAUCAAAAUCCUUAUAAAAAUGUAUUUGCUUAUCUGAUUGAGAUUCCUGAAAUAAGUGCUCCAGACAGACCAUUGAAUAUUCUAUAUUUGGAAAAUUUCUACCGGGAAAUAAUUUUAUCUUUGACAUCAUUAAAUGCAGGGUGUAUCUCAGAGUCAGUAAAUCCAAGGGAAGGAAAUUUAAAAUCAAAGGAACACGACAAAAAUGUCCUUUAUGCUGUAGGAAUGAUUUGCUAUCAUAAAAAAUAUCAAUACACUUGUAUAAUCCGUGAUUGGGAUUUAAGUGGGGAUCGCUUGGAAAUCUCAGAUGAUAAUGUUAGCCGUAAACAGCCUUUCUACAGUGUAACAGCAGCUGAUCACUCAGAGAGAUAUGUGGCACAAGAGAAUCUUAUUAAUCUGCCACAACCAAGUCGUCUUUAUCAUUUAGAAGAUCAGAUUUCAAAAGAUUUUUGUCACUUUGAUGGAUUCGCAUAUGUGUUAAAUUAUGAAAAGAGGAUUCAGUAUCCAGAUGAAGCACUUAUCAUUGAAAUGUACCGUAAUCAUUCAUUUACUCGAGCUUAGUUUUUAUUGUAGCUUUAUAAAAAUAUGUACAUCUUAAAAUAAUGUUACUUGUGUAUUAUGUAACAGCUACCUUUCCCAUGUAUUAGGGAGUGGUUAAGUAUUACGUCACGCAUUUUUGGAGAUUAUUAACCCCCCCCCAUGUAACGCGCCUUAACGUUUUUCUGUACCCAAGUAUAGUAAAACGUUUCUUGACCACCUAGUGACUCUUUAUACC
Molecule: messenger RNA, 2230 nt
Organism: Pieris napi
Lineage: Eukaryota; Metazoa; Arthropoda; Insecta; Lepidoptera; Pieridae
Product: F-box only protein 21-like
Exons: 10
Coding region: 247-2016 (589 amino acids)
Molecular function (GO): protein binding; DNA binding
Source: RefSeq, a predicted model, not a curated record